Molecule: messenger RNA, 1011 nt
Organism: Effrenium voratum
Lineage: Eukaryota; Dinophyceae; Suessiales; Symbiodiniaceae
Source: the annotation of a GenBank genome assembly
AUGCAGAAGAUAUUUGGUGGAGAGGCACGAUUUGACGGAUCGAACAGGCACCACACCUCUGGUGAUGUGCCCCAUGCUGACCACAAUCGCCCAUUGAGCUCCAUCAGCACCAGUGCUGGGCCAACCCCCAGCCCGGAUGGCCGGACAAGUCCAAACUUCACGCCUGUUCCUGAAAACAAGGCAAACCAAGCGCAGCACCGGAAAGUCUUCGUGGGGGGAAUUCCCCAGGACAUGACUCAGGAGGAGCUCCAAAGGGUUGUGAGUCAUGCGGCUGACAACGCACCGGUCAAAAAGGCUUGGCUGCAGAAGUACAGAGAGCAACCAAAGACGAAGUCGCAGACCUCGCACAACCAUCGUGGUUUUGGCUUUGUGAUUUUCCAUGACAGCUCUGCGAUCACUCGCUUGUUGGGCGACAAGGAGCAAAAGUACAUCCCUCUUGAGAAUGGAGGCCGGAUUGAAGUAAAGCGCGCCAUCAGCAGUUCUGACAUGCCCAGCAACGUGGGAAGGCCCCGCGACACUGCACCCCCAGGAGGACGGGGCUACCAGACGAUUGCUGGGCAGAGCAUGGUGGGCAGCUGCCCGCGAGAUGCAGGAAUGGGGGCGCGAGGUCAGGCCUGGCAACCGCCAGCGGUUCAGCAGCCCUGUGUGAUGGGAGCCUCAAAGUGGCCAACGACUGGAGGAGGUGGAGAAGGAAUGCAAGGGAUGCCUAACCAGCAGAUCCAGCCGUUUUUUCACGUGGCACCGCAGCAGCAGAUGGUUUUACAGCCAGUGCAGAAUGUCAUGCCACAACAAGCUCCUUUCAUGCAGCACAUGCCACCUCCAGUGUAUGGGCCUGGAGGUGCUUGCUGGCAGCAAGUACCGAAUUUCGGAACUGCUGGCCACAUCGGGGUCCCCCAGGUCCAAGCCUGGUAUCAGCAGCCUAUGCCGAUGCCAGCCCCGGUGCCAGUGCAGCAUCAACCAAUUGUGGCGCCAUGGCACACAGAGGGGCGCGGGCAGCAUGAAUUGAGCUGA